GACUGUCAGUCAGAGUGGUUUCAGAGUCUGUCAGAGUGUUUCAGAGUCUGUCAGAGUGUUUCAGAGUCUGUCAGAGUGAUGAUGAAGAUGAUGAUGAAGGUGAUGAAGGUGUCGGAGCUGCUCCUCAUCCUCGUCCUGUGUCCUCGGUGUCUCCUUCUGUGCAGAAGAUCAUCAGGAUCUUUGUAUCGUCGGAUGUUCAUCCUCUGAUGGAGAGAGCAUGUACGCACUGGAUGGAGAAGAGAUGUGGUACGCAGACUUCAUCAAAAGAGAAGGAGUAGAGCCUCUGCCUCCCUUCAUUGAUCCUAUCACCUACGUGGAUGGAACUUAUGACAAUGCUGAGGUUAAUCUACAGAUCUGCAAAGAUAACCUGAAGAAGAGGCGUAAUGCUAUGAAGGAAAUCCCACUGGAAUCUGAUCCUCCUUCCACUCCCAUCAUCUACAUCAGAGACGAGGUGGAGCUCGGAGUCCAGAACACGCUGAUCUGUCAUGUGACCGGUUUCUAUCCUGCUCCUGUUAAAGUCUACUGGACCAAGAACGGAAAGAACGUGACCGAAGGAACCAGCAUCAAUGUUCCUUACCCCAACAAAGACGGUUCCUUCAGACAGUCCUCCAGACUGGAGUUCAUCCCACAGCUGGGAGACAUGUACAGCUGUUCAGUGGCACACCCAACACUGAGCCAACCACUGACCAGGAUCUGGGAUGUGGAGGUGCAGCAGCCAGGUGUUGGACCUGCAGUGUUUUGUGGACUGGGUCUGACUAUCGGUCUGCUCGGUGUGGCAGCUGGAACCUUCUUCCUCAUCAAAGGAAACGAGUGCAGCUGAUUGGCUGAUGAUGUUAAUAAUUAAUGAGUAUAAAGUAAUCAGUUAUUGGCAGAAGUUAAACAGCUACUAUCACUGUACGUGUGUUUUAUAUUUUAAUCAUUAAAUUCAU
This is a messenger RNA of Scomber scombrus (Atlantic mackerel), 929 nucleotides long. Its product is annotated as HLA class II histocompatibility antigen, DP alpha 1 chain-like. Gene Ontology annotation, molecular function: MHC class II protein complex binding. The record is from RefSeq and is a predicted model, not a curated record. Gene Ontology annotation, biological process: peptide antigen assembly with MHC class II protein complex; immunoglobulin production involved in immunoglobulin-mediated immune response; antigen processing and presentation of exogenous peptide antigen via MHC class II. NCBI's taxonomy places the organism in Eukaryota, Metazoa, Chordata, Actinopteri, Scombriformes, Scombridae. Gene Ontology annotation, cellular component: membrane; MHC class II protein complex. The transcript is spliced from 4 exons. The coding region runs from base 218 to 820 and encodes 200 amino acids.